AUGCCAUCUUGGGUUAAAUAUAAUGAAACUCUUACAGCGACAGAAAUAUAUGAGAAGAGAUAUGUAAGACCAUUACCCAAUAAAGGCGAUAUCUAUGUAGGAUCACCUUGGAAGACGGGAAAAACAUAUGUUCUAGAGCAUAUUACUAUAUCUGACAAUGUGAAUUUACUAGUAUUAUCUAUGUGUCACUCUUACUCGAAUGCUGUUACUACAAGACUCAAUCUCAAAUCAUAUUGUGAUAUUGAUGAUAAUAUAAAUCUACCCAAUCACAAGAAG
Molecule: messenger RNA, 276 nt
Organism: Funneliformis geosporum
Lineage: Eukaryota; Fungi; Glomeromycota; Glomeromycetes; Glomerales; Glomeraceae
Source: the annotation of a GenBank genome assembly